Messenger RNA from Candida tropicalis MYA-3404, 2430 nucleotides. RefSeq lists its product as uncharacterized. Lineage: Eukaryota; Fungi; Ascomycota; Pichiomycetes; Serinales; Debaryomycetaceae. Bases 1 to 2430 code for a protein of 809 amino acids. The record is from RefSeq and is a predicted model, not a curated record. The transcript has a single exon.
AUGACUUCAAUCAUGAGUGAUACUAUAUUAACUACAACUCAUACUCAACUCAACAACAAUCAUCUUCAUUAUGAUCACCAUAAAAACAAUUCACCAUUACAAGAGUCAUUCAAUUUACUCAACCUUGAAAGGAAGUCGUUACCGAGUGAUAUCUCAACUACUACCGCCAUACCUGAUAUUCAUAUUGACAUUGAUAUCGACAUUGAUAUAAAUAACAUUGAAUCUCACAUCAACAACUCUCAUCCACCAUCACAACCAUCUCCUCAUCAUCUACCAUUAUCGCCAGCAAUGUCUGAUACUACUAUUGUUAUACAACAAGUCGAUUCUCCCGUUGAUGAAGCUAAUCAUUAUUCCACUACUACUAAUAUUUAUACUACAGAUACAAGCACCGGUGCCGGCACCGGUGAAGGUACCUCCUCAUAUGAAUUCAUCAACAUCUUACGUGAUGCCAAUUUAUCCAAUUUCCUGAGUUUUUACUACUUAACAUCACAAGAUACUUUAGCUAUUGAUAUAACUAAAACUUCUCCAGCUAGUUUCUUACCUAAUGAAUAUGAAACCAUUGCUCAUUUGAAACUAAUUAAAGCAUUUGCUGUACUUAAAAAGAAGGUCCUUAACAACUCUCAAGAUUCUAAUAUCAAUUCAAAUAUCCUUUGGAAAUGUUAUAUAAUUAAUGCUGUUAGAAGAUUCAUUAUAUUUGUUUCUUCAUUAAAGAAAUUCAUGGAAAGAUACGAAACCAACAAUGAUAUUGAUAUAAAUAUAAAUAAGGACCCAGCAUUCUUAUCUGUUAUGACACAAAUAAUCCCACCAUUGGAUGUUCUUUUAGUAUGGCAUAGUUUUUUAACAAAUCCUUCAAGUUUUUACGAUGUUUUUGUUAGAUGUAAUAUGUUACAAUUUGCUAAUUUUGCAUUCCCUUUACACAAGGUUUGUCAAUAUAUUGAUAAUUUUGAUUUUGAAUUCAGAGUUCCUUAUGAAUAUAAGCAUAAUUAUUUAGAGGUUAUCAAAUGUUUUAUACAAGAUGAUGAUAAUAGUAAAGAUUUACAAUAUGAAUUGACUAAAUUUUCUAUGGAUGAUUGUCAAGUUAAUGUUUGUUGCCCUAGUUGCAAUAACGUCUUAUCAGAUCCAAUUCCUUUAUCAGAUGGUUCUAAAGGAUUUGGUGAUUAUGGGUUAAGAAGUAAAAACAUUAGACUUGUUCAAGAUUCAUCAUGUUAUUGUUCAUGGAUAUUUUUAAUUACCCAUUCUGAAUUAAGGAAAUUACAAUUAUAUUCUGAUGUUAAAAAACAAGGUAUCUUACAAGGAACUUUUAAAAUUCCACCAUCUGAAGUAAUAGUUAAAGAUCCGAUUAAAUCAGGUAAGAAAUUCAAAUCAAUAUUUGAUAGAAUUUGGAAUGAAAAUAGAUUCAAGAGUCUUGAUAUAAUUAUAAAUUUACUUCAAAAAGAAUGUGAUAAACAAUCACUUCCUCAUGGUAAAUUACUUCAAAAUUAUACUAAAUUUAAUUUAAUUAGUAUGACUGUUAGCAAUGGUAUUGAAAUUGGUGAUGAUUUAGUUGAUUUUGUAUUAAAACAAGAGCAAUUUAAUAAUAAAAUGAAUAAAUUAAAUUGGAUUCAUUCACCAAAUAUUAAUCAUAUCUUAAAUGAAGCAAAUUCAAGAUAUGCUAAAUUUUUUACCAUUUUAACUAAUCCAAAUUUAAAUAACAAUAACAAAUUAAAACCUACUUUGGAUAUUGAACUAAUGUGGAAAACCCAUAAUUUGAGUGGAUUUGGAUAUUUUAAAGAUUGCUUAACUUCUUCAAGUCAUUAUAUAAUUGAUGAUGAUUCAACAAUAUCAAAUUCGUUAAUGAAUUCAAUUUUAAAUAAUAAUGAUUUAAAUAAAACUGCUGAAAUUUUCAAAAACAUAUAUGAUGAAGAAUAUUUAAUAUGUUAUUGUCAAUCAUGUACUAUUGACAGAGCUUUUAAUUCAAUCAAUCCUGAAUAUCAACCACUUCCGAAUCCUCAUCCUCACACAUAUCAUAUUGAUAAUAAUUCCAAUUCAUCCUCUUAUUUGAAACCCCCACAACAGCAACAACAUCAGCAACAUCAACAAAGACAAAUAAUUCAUGCAAAUUCAUUUGAUGAAAAUAUGUAUUCUAAAAAUUCACAGUAUUCAUGGGAUUUUAAUGACUAUUCAGAUGAUAAUGAUGAUCAAUAUAGUUCAACUUCUGCUCCUGCUGGUAUUUUAACUAAUAAUAGUUUAUUAGAUGAAUCUGAUUUAAUUGAUAUUGGUUUAGGUGGAGAUAAUGAAUUUCUUGAUUAUUUCAGUUAUCCAACUACCACAAACACUAACAAUACCACGACUACCAACGAUACCAAUAUAAAUAAAAUAAAUCUAGAUUCAUCACCUAUUCAAGGUUCUGUAUCUCCAAAUCAAGACGAGUUUAUUGAAUUUAUCCAUUAA